AUGAUACUUCCAAAUACGUUUUUCGUCGCGGUGUUUUAUUUCGCUAUUUUGACAGCACAGUCAUCCCCUAUCUCCGCAAUUUAUGAAUUUCCCCCUAGUAUAUCGCUGGAGAAUCUCGCCAUUGGCCCAUCCAUCAACAGUAUUCUUGUCACAAGCGAUAACACACCCUCGGUCUACCAAAUCAAUAUCCCAACCCAUCCCAGCAGUAAGGUAGCAGCACUGCCAAUCUAUACCUUUCCAAACGCAACUGGAUUACUCGGAAUUGUCAAGUAUGCACUCAAUACAUAUGCCAUCGUUGUUGGCAAUUUCUCUAUCGCCGAUUUUGGCCAGAAUACCUCGUUCUCAAUCUGGAGUAUCACGUUUCCUGAUGAUGGCUCAUCCCAGGAGUCCGGAGCCGCUGUAAAAGCGCACAAGAUCACCGACAUCGCCCAGGCUCGCAUGCUGAACGGCAUGACUACGUUGAACGAAGAUCCACCGACCGUCUUGAUCGCUGAUAGUUUGGCUGGAUGUGUGUACCGUCUGCAUGCCAGCACAGGAAAGCUAGAAGUUGUCCUAGAAGAUGAGACGAUGAAGCCCGGUGGUGCUCCUGAGGAACCGGUUUCAUUACGCUCUGUUGCACUGAAUGGGAUCCGGAAGGUGACCACCAUGAACGACACCUAUCUUUAUUACAGCAACAGCAACAAGUCAACAAUAAAUCGAGUCUUGAUUGAUCCUCUAUCUGGGUACGCUAGGGGUCCCUAUACAACUUUGACGACGACUCGGGAACUUUUCUCACCCGAUGAUCUGAUAUAUGACUAUGAAACAGGCGAUGUGUAUUUUGCUGGACAUAUGGACAAUGUUAUCGUCAGAGUCAGCCCGAAUAGAGAAGGAGAAGAGACAGUGGUUGGGAAUGUGACGGCACCGAGCAGCCUGGUGUUUGGGGAGGGCAAGAAAAGUCGGAUUCUCUAUGGGACCACCGCUAGUGAAACAAGUGAUGGAAUCAAAAAGGCAGGUGGUAGACUAGUGACCGUUAGGAUAGAUGAUUUGUAG
Penicillium vulpinum is the source of this 1029-nucleotide messenger RNA. RefSeq lists its product as uncharacterized. NCBI's taxonomy places the organism in Eukaryota, Fungi, Ascomycota, Eurotiomycetes, Eurotiales, Aspergillaceae. The transcript has a single exon. The record is from RefSeq and is a predicted model, not a curated record. Bases 1 to 1029 code for a protein of 342 amino acids.